This is a messenger RNA of Aspergillus aculeatinus CBS 121060, 804 nucleotides long. RefSeq names its product RTA1 domain-containing protein. The record is from RefSeq and is a predicted model, not a curated record. Lineage: Eukaryota; Fungi; Ascomycota; Eurotiomycetes; Eurotiales; Aspergillaceae. The coding region runs from base 1 to 804 and encodes 267 amino acids. The transcript is spliced from 4 exons. Gene Ontology annotation, cellular component: membrane.
AUGCCGACCUACCUCCUCUACCAGUAUGCCCCCUCUCUCCCCGCCGCCAUUGCGGCGACGGUCUGCUUCGGCCUCCUCACCACCAGCCAUGCCAUCCACUACUGCGCCCAGCGCACCUGGUUCUUCACCCCGUUCAUCAUCGGGGGGAUCUUCGAAACAACCGGCUACAUCGGCCGCAUCAUCAACAGCACCCAAACCCCGAACUGGACCACCGCCCCGUAUAUCAUGCAAUCCCUGCUGCUGCUCGUCGCCCCCUCCCUCUUCGCCGCCUCCAUCUACAUGGUCCUGGCGCGCAUCAUCCGCCUCACCGACGGGGACACUCGCUCCGUCCUGCCGGCCCACUGGAUCACCCGCGUGUUCGUCGUAGGCGAUGUCCUUGCUUUCCUGGCGCAGGCGGGAGGCGGGGGCCUUCUGGCCAAGUCCAAUUCACCAACCACCACCCGAACAGCCAACUGGAUCGUCAUCGCCGGCCUGGGCAUCCAGGUCGUCUUCUUCGCGGCCUUCAUCCUCGUCUCGGCGGUGUUCCAUCGCCGCAUGCAGAGCCACCCCACGCGACGCGCGCGGAGGACCCGGGUGCCGUGGAGUGGGUUUCUGUGGGUGCUGUACCUCGCCAACGGGCUGGUUCUGGGGAGGUCGGUGUUUCGCGUGGUCGAGUUCGCGAUGGGCAGGGAUGGGGUUCUUCAACGGCGCGAGGUGUGGUUGUAUGUGUUUGAUGGGGCGGUGAUGGCGUUGGUGAUGCUGGUUUUGUUGAUGUGGCAUCCGAGGCAGCCCAGCAGGCAUCGCCAACCCAACCUACCUUACUAA